This is a messenger RNA of Sinocyclocheilus grahami, 1041 nucleotides long. RefSeq names its product voltage-dependent calcium channel gamma-2 subunit-like. Gene Ontology annotation, cellular component: postsynaptic density membrane; AMPA glutamate receptor complex; voltage-gated calcium channel complex. Gene Ontology annotation, molecular function: voltage-gated calcium channel activity; channel regulator activity. The coding region runs from base 179 to 565 and encodes 128 amino acids. The transcript has a single exon. Lineage: Eukaryota; Metazoa; Chordata; Actinopteri; Cypriniformes; Cyprinidae. Gene Ontology annotation, biological process: regulation of AMPA receptor activity; neurotransmitter receptor internalization; transmission of nerve impulse. The record is from RefSeq and is a predicted model, not a curated record.
UUGUGUGAGUGUGUGUGUGUGUGUGUGUGUGUGUGUGUGUUGAUCCUCAGGUCUGAGUAACAUCAUCGGGAUAAUCGUGUACAUAUCAGCCAACGCGGGUGACCCGUCCAAGAGCGACUCGAAGAAGAACAGCUACUCGUACGGCUGGAGCUUUUACUUCAGCGCGCUGUCCUUCAUCAUGGCGGAGAUGGUGGGCGUUCUGGCCGUUCACAUGUUCAUCGACCGGCACCGGGAGCUACGCGUGGCUCGCGCUCAGACCGGCGGAGGAGGAGACUAUCUGCAGGGAUCCGCCAUCAGCAGAAUCCCAAGCUACCGCUACCGUUACCGGCGCAGCUCGCGCUCCUCCAGCCGCUCCACCGAGCCCUCGCACUCACGCGACGCUUCACCCGUGGGACUCAAGGCGUUCGGAGCACUGCCCUCCACCGAUAUCUCCAUGUACGCGCUGAAGACUCCACACGGCACGCCACCGAUGUACGACUCCGAGAGAGAGCCGGACUUCCUACAGGUGCACAACUGCAUCCAGAAAGACUCCAAAGACGCCAAUCGUCGCACCACACCUGUAUGAGACUACAGGUGCGGUGUCUGUGCUGCCUCCUACAGGUGAGGAGGAGAAUCACUCCACCCACAGACCCACUGACUGAUUUCUAACACUAAUGAUGAUGAGUUUACACGUUGAAGUCCAAAAUGGAAAAGUGAAAUGCAUGUUUUUCGUAUCUUCCAUAAACGAACAAGUUUUCAACCACGUGAUGAAUCAGAGCUGAUGACGACGGCUUUUGGACUGAAAGCUCUUUUCGUUGGUGUUCAUUUCAUUUUGUUGCACAUAAAUACUGUGAACCUUUGUGGCCCCUGUGAGCCCAGGGAAAACAAUCCCACAAACUGGCCGCGAUUUAUAUGUCAUUAUAAACGUAUUAAUGAUACAUGACUAUAUAUAUAUAUAUAUAUAUAUAUAUAUAUAUAUAUAUGAAAAGAUACAUACAUAAAUAUAUGAACAUCUGUUAAUAGACCACACAUAGACUUCUUGAUUCAAGAAGACGCAAAAAA